GAACGACACAUAAGUGGCAUGAAACGCCUGAUGUCGCAGUCUCAAGACAGUCAAAGGAAUCAUCUGAAGCUGAACCGACUUCGUUACUAAGCUUGUUGGCAACCAGCUAAUAUUUGCAUUCAUAUCUAAACAGACUAGAUUGGGUAAUGUAUAGAUAGUGCUUUGUGAAGCAAAAUGCUACGGGGGCAGUUAUUUAGCUAACUAAACGUCAGUUAAAACAUUUAGCAGCUAACUGUUGCUAGAGUUGCGUAGUGUUAGCCAGCUAGUUAAGGCGUCUUUAGACUAUAUAGACGGCUGUUUUAAGAGAUUUAUAUAUAUAGGGCAAAAUUAAUCUAAAUGCAUCGAAUGGCAUCGUAAUACAAGAGUUUAGAAAGCAACUCUUUAAUAUGAGUUCUUUAGAGGAAUUGUUAGCCACUUGUAUAUGUAGCUAGCUAAGAGUAGCGACACUCCAGCUAACCAAAGCUGCUCCGAGGUUUGUUUUGAAAUUACUAAAGGGACAAAUCUACCAAGGACUAAAAACAAUGGAAACCACGAGCACAAAAAAUAUUUAUGCAAGUCGCAAAAGGAGGAAACCCGCCCUGAAAAGUGUGAAAGAGUCUGUAGUUGAACCUGCAAAGUCAAAUCCCUCUAAGAGGCACCGCGAUCGACUGAAUGGAGAACUGGACCGGCUGGCCAGCCUGCUGCCUUUUCAUAAGGAUGUCAUCGCUAAACUGGACAAACUGACAGUUCUCAGGCUGAGUGUUGGAUGUCUGCGUGCCAAGAGUCACUUCAAAACUGUCCUGAAAACCAGCAGCUCUAAUCAACCAGCAAACAUUGACGCAAAAGCACAUGUUCAGGAGUUGCCAGAAGGUGAACUACUGUUACAGGUCAUAAAUGGAUUUGUAUUGGUGGUCACCGCUAACGGCACAGUUUUUUAUAUCUCUUCAACUGUGCAGGAUUAUCUCGGGUUCCAACAGACAGAUAUCAUCCAUCAGAGUGUUUAUGAGCUUGUGCACACAGACGACAGGGCGGAGUUUAACCGGCAACUAGACUGGGCUCUUAACCCCAGUAACUCUGCAGACACUGGGCAACAAGUCCAAGAUACAGAAGGUUCACAGUUACACCAUACAUAUUACAACCCUGAGCAGUUACCUCCAGAGAACUCUGCCUUCCUGGAACGAAAUUUCAUGUGCAGGUUAAGAUGUCUACUGAACAACUCAUCUGGCUUUCUGGCCAUGAACUUAACCGGCCGUUUAAAGUUCUUGCACGGGCAGAAUGAAAAGACUCCAGAGGGCAAACCCAUUCCACCUCAGCUGGCCUUAUUUGCCCUGGCCUGUCCAGUUCAGCCUCCCUCCAUUCUGGAGAUCCGUGCCAAAAACUUCAUCUUCAGGACCAAACACAAACUGGACUUUACACCACUUGCAUGCGAUGCCAAAGGGAAGAUUGUGCUGGGCUACACAGAGGCAGAGCUGUGCUAUCGUGGCUCAGGCUACCAGUUUAUUCAUGCAGCAGACAUGCUACACUGUGCUGAGAACCACAUACGCAUGAUAAAGACAGGUGAGAGUGGUUUGACUGUAUUUAGGCUGCUUACCAAACAGAGUGGCUGGGUUUGGGUGCAGGCUAAUGCCAGACUUAUCUACAAAAAUGGCCGACCCGACUUCAUAAUCGCUUCUCAAAGAGUACUCAUGGAUGAAGAAGGAGAAGAGACCCUGAAGAAGCGUAGCCUUAUGCUUCCCUUCAGCUUCACCACAGGAGAGGCUGUACUGUAUGACAUGUCCUUUAGUGGCACUCCCUCUGGCCCAGAACCUAUUGCAUCUGUUGCUCCAGGAGACAGUAACCAACUGAAACUCCCUAGUGGGCUAGAUCCCAACUCUCUUCUUGGCUCCAUGCUAAAACAAGAUGAGUCUCUGUAUGUCUGCCCUUUAGGUUCAGAUGUGCCGAGCGCUAGGGACCACGAGGAAGAAGAGGACGAGCUUGGUGGGAUCUUUUCUAGUAACUGGCAGAAGAGCAUUCUUUCUCUCCCUGAGACCCCUCUCUUUAAACCAGAUCCUGUCAUUAGCUCUGGAGGGGAAGAGAAUAACUGUGAACUCAUGAACCUCAUGGGCAGUCUGGGGAUCACCCCAGAAGACUUAGAGCUCCUACAGCAAGAAGAGCUGUUCCUUAACAUAGAGCUGGAUGGUCGAUAUGGCUUUGAAGACUUUACUGAUGAAGUUCUCUCCUAUGUCCAAGACUCUCUUAGGAAGAAGGUGGACCUUGUACUUCCCAGCAGCUUUCAGGCCAAUCUGGAGGAGAAGUGUCUCCCUAGUAUUGCACCUCAACCCCAGCCUCCAUCACAACCCCCACUGAUCCCAUGGUCACAGGGUCAGCAGCAAUUUUUACAAAGUCCUUUAUUAUCACAGUCCCAGCAACAAAACUUGUCAUUUCUUGACAAGCCUCCAGAGCCAAAGAUGCAGCAGUUUAUACCAAAGCAAUCCUAUUUACAAUCUCAGCAAUAUACUUCUAUGCAAGAUAGGCAGCAAAAUCAUCAGGAGACCCUUGAAGCACUGAAUCGUCUGCCCAAACAGCAAAGCUUAACACAACCUGGACUUCAGAUCAAGCCACAACAGCAGCCAUGUCAUCCAGUGAACCACAACCAUGCAUACCAACCAGAGCUUUCUUGCUUCUUUUGCCCUGAGAAGGAAGUGUAUCAUACAUUGAAGCACACUGAGAUGAAUAGAAGUGAUGGUGUUAGUGUUACAGAGAGCUCCAUAGCUGAGCAGCUGCCAGCUGUCUUACAGUCUGGAUUGCAGCAUCCUGGAAGCUUUUAUCUGGAAACCAACCAGUUGCCUCAGGGUCUUCCAUAUAAGAACCAAUUAAACACUGUGUCCGUGAACUGCAACCAGGAAUUUGAUCCCUCCUACAUUCAUGCAGGUAACUCACAUGUGGGUGAGUAUUUGGAGGAACUGCUAACCUGCUUGGAUACUGUGGGUCAGGAGAAGCACGGGCAGUUUGGAGAGCUCCAUGGAGGUCAUACUCUCUGUGCACAGUCUAGCCUUGAUCAUAGCCUGCUCCAGCAGCCAUACAUAGGCCAGAAUCUUGCACAUGGGAAUCUGCAGGGGAGCUUUGGAGAGGACGGUAUUGAAGGCCUCGCAGCACAGCCUCCUCAGUGUUCUAGUGACAACAGACCCUACCCAGACCUGUCCCUGGGAUACAUGUGAACAUACAGCUACAUACAUGUGAGUAGUGUAGAGCAGAGCAUAAGGAGCUCACAGCCUAGCAGUGCUAAUGCUGGGAAAUGUGAGGGUGAGAUGCUCAGUCAGGACACGGAGCAAUAAUAGAAAAAAGUACAGAAUAGGAAAGAACAGAGACAGAGGGAAUAGGAGUGGGAAACAGGAAGUGUGUAAGAGGUUCUGAGCAACAGCAGACAAGAACAGAACUUGAAAGGUGCUGGAUGUAUUGAAAAGGAAAGGCAGUGCAAGAAAAUACCUGAGAGAAUAUGUGAAAUAUUAUCCUGUGUGUCAGAUUAACUGAUCUGCGAAGUAAGCCCAGCCAGAUCCAACUAAUGAAUAGAAAGUAUCCCCCAUGUGUGUGUGACAGGUGUGUGGGGGUGUAUCAUAGAAUGUGGAAUAGUCCUAACCCUUCAUCUGCAGUCACUUGAUCAUUUGUUCAACCUUCGUGAAGUUGAUUUCUAUCAUCCGCCUAUAUACAGUGGUCCAAAAUGUUCCUCUGGGACAAAAAUACAAAAUGCAAAAAAUAGUGCAAAAUGUCAGAUAAGAGGAAAAAAUCCAUAUAGCACAAUCAGUUACAGAACAGUGCAGGUCAGGGCAGGUCUGUUUUAUUUUUUAUGUGUGUAAAACUGCACUUAUGGAAUAAAAAGCUAAAGCAAAUCCUUUGAGUAGCUGUAAUGACAAGUAAGCCAUUAUAUUAUGAAAAGUUUUACGCAUUAAGUUUUUUAAUAUGCAAAAUGAUAUAAUGUCUUUAAUUUACUUCUGAUGUGGACUGCUAUUUUUCCAGGUUUUUUGGAGAUAGGUGAGGCCAAAUAUUUUACUUGGGAUUAUAAAAUUGUGAAAUGUUCUUUUUUGUAAAGUGUGAUUUUCUUUUUUUUUUUUUUUUUUUUUUUUUUUAACAAAGCAAGUG
Messenger RNA from Tachysurus vachellii, 4095 nucleotides. RefSeq names its product aryl hydrocarbon receptor 1a (gene ahr1a). Bases 522 to 3176 code for a protein of 884 amino acids. NCBI's taxonomy places the organism in Eukaryota, Metazoa, Chordata, Actinopteri, Siluriformes, Bagridae. The transcript is spliced from 11 exons. The record is from RefSeq and is a predicted model, not a curated record. Gene Ontology annotation, biological process: regulation of transcription by RNA polymerase II. Gene Ontology annotation, cellular component: nucleus; aryl hydrocarbon receptor complex. Gene Ontology annotation, molecular function: nuclear receptor activity; protein dimerization activity; transcription cis-regulatory region binding.